UCCUGUGCUAGACUCUCACUCACUGCUCUGACGAGCCGGAGUGAGACACUGACCUGUAUGUAAUUCAGUUCAGUAGAGAGAGAGGAGGAGGGUGGGAGAGAGGCUGGUUUUUGAUACCGAGUCAAGGAAGGGCAGGGGAGGGAGACAGAGAGAAAGAGAGCAAGCGAGGGGAAGAAAGGGCGAGAUAAACUCGGGGGCAUAUAUACUGAUCGCGCAAGAAGAGGAAGAAUUAGUACCGAUCCGUCUCUUCCCUCGUUAUCACAGUCGUUUAUGUUGGACGCAAACCACCGACACACGAUUUAUCCACACCCAUGGGUUAACAGGAUUCAAUGAGCAGGAGAGCCCGCCGGACCAUCAGAUGAACAACAGGAAGGAGGAAAUGGAGAUCGCGUCCCACUACCGGCAGCUCCUGCAGGAACUGAACGAGCAGCGGCAGCACGGCAUCUUGUGCGAUGUCUGCGUCAUCGUGGAGGGAAAGAUCUUCAAGGCGCACAAGAACGUGCUGCUGGGCAGCAGCCGCUACUUCAAGACCCUCUACUGCCAGGCCAGGAAGAGUGGCGACACCCAGGCCACCGUCACGCACCUGGACAUCGUCACGGCGCAGGGCUUCAAGGUCAUCCUGGACUUCAUGUACUCCGCCCACCUGGCCCUCACCAGCAAGAACGUGAUCGAGGUGAUGUCCGCCGCCAGCUACCUGCAGAUGACCGACAUCGUGCAGGCCUGCCACGGGUUCAUCAAGGCCGCCCUCGACAUCAGCAUCCGCUCCGAGCUGGCGGACGAGCUGGGCGAGUUCGACGUGAGCGCCACGGUGGGGAUGGGGGGCGCGGGCGGGGGCGUGGCGGGUGGGGGGGCGUCGGAGGCCCUGACGUCCCUCAUGUCGGGCCGCAGCUCGUCGCCCUGGUUGGGGCGGCGCAGCAGCCCCGCCAACUCCUCGGGCGACUCCGCCAUCGCCAGCGGCCACGAGGGCGGCAGCAUUUAUGGGAAGGAGGACCAGGAGCCGAAGAGCCUGGAGAGCCAGGAGGACAUGUGUUCACAGCCCCUCUGGCCCGGAGACUUCAGCUCUGCCCAGGUGAAAGAGGAGCAGGGCUCCCCCUUAAACUUCAAAGACGCCCCCGCCUCAUCCGCUCUGAACUCUCUGGCAGGGCGUGGUGGCGGGAGGAGCUGGCAGGCAUCCUCAGGGUCCAGCCGAAGGAAGAACCGCAAGAACAAGGACACGGUGCGCCACAUCACGCCGCAGGUAGAGGGCGACAGUGAGGCGGGUUCACCGUUGCCCUCUGCCCUCUCCACAAACUACAGCGGCCAGGACAUUCCAGGUGUGGGCGGAGCAGAGGAGGACAGCCAUGGCGACAAGCAGGACUUCCUGGAGAAACAGGACGACGCCCUGCUGUCAGGGGACGCCCCCGGGUGCCUGCCUCCGCCGCCGGGCUCCGAGAAGGACGAGCCCGCCGGCCAGGCGACCUCUGUCGCCAGCCUGCAGGAGGCACUGAUGAGCAAGAGCAGCCUGUUGUCUUUCCGCGCUGAAAUGCUGGGGGAGGAGAGCCCGCUGCUCCUGGAGUACCUGCCCAAAGGGGGCGGGAACUCCCUCUCUCUGAGCGACUUCACGGUGAUCAGGAAGAAGUUCCGGUGCCCGUACUGCAGCUUCUCGGCCAUGCACCAGUGCAUCCUGAAGAGGCACAUGCGCUCCCACACGGGAGAGAGGCCCUACCCCUGCGAGGUCUGUGGCAAGAAGUUCACCCGCAGGGAGCACAUGAAGAGGCACACACAGGUGCACAGUAAGGAUAAGAAGUACGUGUGUAAGGUGUGCAGCCGCGUCUUUGUGUCGGCGGCGAGCGUGGGCAUUAAGCACGGGUCCCGCCGCCACGGCGUCUGCGCGGACUGCUCGGGGCGGGGCCCGGCGAGCCUGCUGGCGCAGAACGGCGACUCGCCGGAGGAGGAGCCGUACCCCGGCGAGCCCGGCGACGGGGAUGAGGAAAUCCUGGGGGACGGGGAGGGGGACGAGGACGGCGGCCGGUGGCGGGACGACUCAGGAAUGCUAGAGGAGGAGAAGGAGGAGAGCGACUCGGCCCAGGAGGGCGAAGCGCAGGCGGGGAGCGAGAAGGACUUCUCCUGGAUUUCGUAGGCCGCGGCGCCACUCCGUUCGACAACAACGAUGGCGACGUCCUCGUGUGCGCGCGUGGAUUUGGUUCUCACCGAUCCCGGUUCGGUUCCUCUGACGCGGGACGCUGACGGGCGGGCUGGCUCUCUGAACGCGGGGACUGCAGGUGUCACUCGGUCAAACCUUAAGCGCGCGCCCCCUGUUUAAACGGCUGUGGAACCGGAUGCUUCGACAGCCUCCGACGGACGUAGGGGGGACAGCCGUUCCUCUCUGCGUGGCUGGGCACCCCGGGCGGGUCCGCUGCGGAGCUCUGGUUCCGGGACCGGGGACAUGUCCAGCACCUUUCACGCAGAUCACUGCCUCAGACUUGCACUUUAAUGCUUUCCUGAUCCCUAUCAAAUGUCCUGGUUUACAUGGUUUACACUUUCCUCCCGAUUUACUACACGGAUGACUUGCUGACCAUCCUACCUUUUGAGGAUACACCUCCUUGUGACUGUUACUCUGACUUGUACAAAAUUUACAGUUCCUUUAUGCCUUUAUCUUUAACUGUUAGUUUGCUGCUUUGCCACAUGCGUUUCUUUGACGUUUCUGUGAGUAUGCUCUUUUAAAGCUUACUUACAAUACAUAUAUCGAGCUUACAGAAAGAGAGAGGGUGAGAGAGAGAAAUGGAAGAUUACUUGUCAUAUGGAAAAUCUUAUUUGAAUGUUUGCGAAUACUUCCUUCCCAGUGGAUCCUCUGUUUAGGAAUGAAUGCCAAGGCCUUAAUGCCAGUUUACAAACAGAAAACUUCAUACUAUGAGGGAGAUCUGAUCUAAUCCAGGGAACCUCUAAAGGGUGGGAACACUUUUCA
This is a messenger RNA of Megalops cyprinoides (Indo-Pacific tarpon), 2944 nucleotides long. RefSeq names its product zinc finger and BTB domain-containing protein 46-like. NCBI's taxonomy places the organism in Eukaryota, Metazoa, Chordata, Actinopteri, Elopiformes, Megalopidae. Gene Ontology annotation, molecular function: DNA-binding transcription factor activity, RNA polymerase II-specific; RNA polymerase II cis-regulatory region sequence-specific DNA binding; protein binding. The transcript is spliced from 5 exons. The record is from RefSeq and is a predicted model, not a curated record. Gene Ontology annotation, biological process: regulation of transcription by RNA polymerase II. Bases 359 to 2119 code for a protein of 586 amino acids.